This is a messenger RNA of Amoebophrya sp. A25, 683 nucleotides long. NCBI's taxonomy places the organism in Eukaryota, Dinophyceae, Syndiniales, Amoebophryaceae. The record is from the annotation of a GenBank genome assembly.
AGGUUGCAGCGUGAAGAUGGCCCCAAAAGAUAUCCCCAAGCAACUUCUACAUUUGAUACGUCAUUUUCAUCCUCCGGUCAAGAAAUGACUCACACAGAUCUCAACCUUCUUCCGCCAAAUUUGUACACUUCUAUUAGCCUACUUCUUUUCCUUUUCUCCUUCUUUUAUGCUAAUUCCUCCUUUGCACUUUUUCUCAUGGUUUCUCAUCAUGUCGACUCUUUUUGAAAGCAUUCUCAGCGACAUUUCUGUAGGAUCGCAGUCCAGUUCCCACUUUCGGCAUUUGCGGCCUGCAAGCUCAAGAAAUGACUCAUGCAGAUCUCAGCCUUAUUGCUAUCCGCAACGUUAUCUUUCUUUAAAUUUUCUAGUCGUGUUACUAGUUAUCUUUCUCUUGUUUUGUCUCCAUAUUGGUGGAGGUCUUGAUAUGAUGUACUUCGAAGUCUAAUUACGAGCGUUGGAGGAAUCAUUUCUACUUUAAUUAUAGACUAGAAGAUAGAGAAGUUGGAAUCAUUUCUACUUUCGUGCCGAGAAAGACUCUUAGCUAUUUGAAGUAGAGUGUGACAUUCGAACUCUAAAGACUCUAGGUCGCCGUCGCCAAAAGUCAUAUUCGAACUCUACAGACUCUAGAGUAGAAAUGUUAAUUCGAGUAGAAGACUGAGCCAUAUUUAUAUGCAGUUUGUAAAGCC